Messenger RNA from Marchantia polymorpha subsp. ruderalis, 834 nucleotides. Lineage: Eukaryota; Viridiplantae; Streptophyta; Marchantiopsida; Marchantiales; Marchantiaceae. The record is from the annotation of a GenBank genome assembly.
GCGGAAGAUUGACAGAUGGUGCAGCGGGUCGAGCGCUGCAGGCCUCAGCCCGUAGGUCUUUAAAUUGGCGCAGGUCGACUGGCACCUGAGCACUUGCUUUGAUCGAUCCGAAUUCCGAGAGUCUACGGGCACUCCUCGUCUCCCUUUCGCAUCUUGCGUUCUUUUUUUGCGUCCAGGAACGCUCUCAACUAUGGGUUUGGAGGAGGAUUUUGAGAAGGCGACCAAGGACGCUUUGACUUUGCCAGCCACGACCACAGACGAGGACAAGCUCGUUCUGUACGGUCUGUUCAAGACGGCCACCGUUGGGAAAGUGAACACCAGUCGUCCUGGUAUGUUCGACCCGAAGGGCAAGUACAAGUGGGAUGCCUGGAAGGCCGUCGAAGGCAAGACGAAGGAAGAGGCCAUGAAGGACUACAUCACUAAGGUUACUCAGCUGCAGGAGGCCUAAGCCCUCUCACUUAUAUACUGCUCUACAGUGGGCGACAUCUUCACAGGGGCCUUUCGAGAACGAUAGACGGACUUCAGACUGUCUACACGGCCUUUAAGCGUUGGCAAAUACAUCUCAGGUGUCAAGUAGACAGCACAUUAUAUGCUUUGGGAGUUCUUGACUCUAUUAACUUGAUAAGCAUUAUUGUACCAUUCUUAUGUAAGUAUGUUCUGUAAGAAACUCUUUCGUCAAGGCCAUUGUUGAAUCUGGGUGUCAGAUGACUUUCUCAUUUCAGGCUCAUUGCAGCGGUUAUAUAAUGUGUUUUGAAUACGCGUAGUGACUAGUAGUCACAUGGAUUUCCAACUGCAUCUUUCGAUCGUUGUGAGAAUUGCGUACAGACCAUGUUC